AUGGUCAAGUCAACGAUUAUCGUCAGGGCGUCAGAUGCUCUUCCUCUGGCAGCUAGCGUAGACGACGAGCAGACAGAGCAAGCUCUCCAAGAACACAAACAACAAUCCAAGCUUAUAUUUCGUCGAAUAACCCCAAACUCGGAACCUCGUUGCUCGAUAGAGAGUGGACAGUAUACAUUACAUUACCUCAUAGCAAACAACGUCGUGUUCCUCACUAUUGCAGACAAGUCCUAUCCCCGGAAACUCGCUUUCUCAUUUCUAGAUGAACUUUCAAAAGAGUUUGCUACAAGCUAUGGCGCGAAAGUGGAGAGUGUGAGGAAACCGUAUGCGUUUGUCGGAUUCGACACUUUUAUGUCAAAAACAGCGCGUCUUUACCGAGAUACAAGAACCGCUAGCGCCAGCUCUGGCCUUGACCAACUUAAUGACGACCUUCAGGACGUGACGAGAAUUAUGACAAAAAAUAUGGAAGAACUUUUGUGGCGAGGGGACUCACUAGACCGGAUGUCGCAUCUAUCGACAUCUCUCCGUUCAGAGUCUGAAAAAUACCGCAAAGCCGCCAGGAAUAUCAACCUCAACGCUAUGAUCCGUCAAUAUGCACCUCUCGGUGCUGUUGUUCUUAUACUUCUCAUUAUACUAUACUGGAGGUUCUGGUGA
Molecule: messenger RNA, 654 nt
Organism: Marasmius oreades (fairy-ring Marasmius)
Lineage: Eukaryota; Fungi; Basidiomycota; Agaricomycetes; Agaricales; Marasmiaceae
Exons: 5
Coding region: 1-654 (217 amino acids)
Biological process (GO): retrograde vesicle-mediated transport, Golgi to endoplasmic reticulum; endoplasmic reticulum to Golgi vesicle-mediated transport; vesicle fusion with Golgi apparatus
Cellular component (GO): endoplasmic reticulum membrane; SNARE complex; endoplasmic reticulum-Golgi intermediate compartment
Molecular function (GO): SNAP receptor activity
Source: RefSeq, a predicted model, not a curated record